Varroa destructor (honeybee mite) is the source of this 5370-nucleotide messenger RNA. RefSeq names its product Vacuolar protein sorting 37A (gene Vsp37A). Gene Ontology annotation, cellular component: ESCRT I complex. Gene Ontology annotation, biological process: ubiquitin-dependent protein catabolic process via the multivesicular body sorting pathway; protein targeting to vacuole; protein targeting to membrane. The record is from RefSeq and is a predicted model, not a curated record. Lineage: Eukaryota; Metazoa; Arthropoda; Arachnida; Mesostigmata; Varroidae.
GGCGCCGCAGUAGCUGCGCCCAGGCGCAUUACAGCACAAUACAGACUGUAGUCGCAGAUGAACAGCAAUUACUGCUAUCCAAUUGACUACCGCAACUCGUGGUGGUUGGCUGAGGAUCAAGCGAGCGAAUUCUACGGAUAAGUGAACGGAGUGACGACAAAAUGGCGCUGGGGGUCGGUGUGAGUUUUGUUCGAUUAGGUGUUCGUGAUUCAUUGUAACUCAGUCAGCAUCGUUGUCUUAAAUGGGCGAAGUUGCGUAGAGAAGAAAAAUUCGUUAGUUAGUAAUUAUAGUUACGGUUUGCAGGUGCAUUAGGAAAUAGAAUUCGUAGAUUAGGAGAGCCAAAUAAUUGUAAGCAGUACGAUACCCAUCGUGUGCGUCGUGCUGGUGAAUGUAAGUGUGUAUGGAAAUGCGAGUCUCUCUGUUUGUAAUAGCCCGUAGCAGUCGAAGUGGACGUAAGCAAUAUUCGUUUCAUUAACAAACAAUUUACUAACGGAGACAAGUGAGAACACCUAAAAACUCGUGCAUCGGUAGUAAUGUUGCUGCUGGAUGCUGCUACAGCUGGGGGUCCGUAAUGCCAGCUGUCGGCACCUUUGUCGCUAGCAAAUCGCGGUCGUAACUAUACCUCUUCGUUCAUACAUUGGGCGUCACCACUAGUUGCUAGCACAUUGAACUUUUAUUAGAAGAGGGAGGAAGAAAGAAACGAGAAUUGAAUUGGAGAUGCAGAAUUGAGCAGCAGUAGCUCGUAUCUGAAGCACACUCAGGUGAACGUAAACGAUCCAACUUUCUCAUCCUAAUUAAUUAACAAAUUUUAUAUGCUUGUUCGAACAACAACAACGUUGACGAUAAUAACCAGUCGUAAAUCGGAAUGAAGUACUGUAACAAGCCUGGUACAGUUGCUGAAGGGAAAAUAAACAAAGCUGUAAAUAGGGUUUUUUGGAUAGAAAAAGAAAGACGAAAUAGUCUUUUUUUACUCAGGUUUGGGAGAUCUAUGCUGUCUCUUGUCGAUUAGAGAUUGUGCUGCAAACAUAUCUGAACAUAACUAUUCAAGGGAGACUCGCUACAUGCGAGAGGAAUUAGGGCGUCUCGCAAUAUGUUUCGCGGACGAUUGUGUGUGUAUGUGUGAAAGUUGGGUGUAUGGUACGCAAAACGCAGAAUAACAACAGUAAAAACGGUUGUCAGCGUACGCCCAUAUCCUGUUGUUGCUGGCCUUCUGGGCAGCACUUUAUAUAAUAAAGACGAUACGGAAGAGUCUAUGGACACGCAGCAGGAGCAAGCUUUCCGUCAUUCGAUGAAAAUAAGCAACCCUGUGAUAUAGAGCAAAAAGCCUUUGUUAACAUGCUUCGAAGCGCGAAACGUUCUUCGGUGCCUAGCGGCACAUCAGGUGGAAACGGCCCGGAAGAGGUGCGCAAGCAUAAGAUCUACGAACUGAAGGAUCGUUGUCCUGGCAUUCAGGAACGUGUCCCUGAGUCGGAGUUCACCUUAGCUUUCAGCUGCGCCGGGAUCGAGUAUCAGCUAUUCAUUAAUUUGCCACCGAAUUUUCCCUUCGAAGGGCCAACGCUGUCAGUUCGACCUGCGGCAGAACAUCCCCUACUGGACGAUACUUCUACAGUUUGUGGACUGGCUGAUUUGACAGCUUUCUCAAUUCACGCUUCCUUACCUGACAUAAUUCAGCAAGUCCUUUCUGAUUUUAUCACCAGACCGCUACUUAAACGGCCAGAGCCUGCUUCGUUUUCUCCAGCUGUCGGGAGCGUCACCGCAUCUGGCGCAAGACCAAAGACGACGAUGUAUAUGAACGGUAGCCUUCCUUCAGGCAAUUCGUCUGGUGGCGUCCAUUUGCGUUCAAGUUCAAUCUACGCACAGGUAAACGCCCUUUCGAUUGAUGACCUUCGAGACUGGUCAUCCGACGAGUUGAAGAUCAAAGAGUUCGCCGAGGAUCUACCGCAUGUUUGUGAGCGGAAGGAAGCUAUUCGACAUCUCAUCGAGUCCAACGAAGCAGUGGCCAAAACAAAUCUAUCAGUAAAGAAUGACUUGGACAAGAAACGAGGUGAGGUACUAUCGCUCUACGAGGAGUUGACUCAACACAGAAAUGAGUUUGAUGCGCGGCAGCAGAAGUUUCAUCUGCUCGAGCGAUCCUAUGCUCCAGAGACAAUUAAAAACGAACUCGCCAAGGGUGCUCGGGAGGCUGAAAAAGAGAGUGACGAAAUCGCGCAGCAGUUUUUAAACAAGGAGCUCAGCGUUGACGAAUUCUUGAAACGCUUCAUGAAGACUCGGACGCUAAGUCACGAACGAAGCGCCAAGGCGGAACGACUUCAGCUCCAGUUAGAAGCUCUGCAUAGGGCCGGGUUUUAAAUCGUAACAAGCCAGCUAUUGCUAUUAACGUAAUUCUUAGAUGAUGAUGAUGAUAAAUAUUCACAUGUAUUUGCGCAAAAGCAGGUAACUGGAAAAGGGGAAGAUUAAAGCUCCAGUAGAUCUUGAAUCAUCACCAUCUCUGGAUAUCUACGGGUGCGCUAGAUAGUGUAAAAGAAACGUGUCAGAGAUACAUUUAGGCAAAACCAUUUCCUAUUAUAGAAAUAGAGACAUCUAUUAAGAAACCGUUGGUGACGAAGGGCGGCGUCAUGAUCAUGAAGAUGCCUAAUAAUCUUCUUUCUAGAAGUAUGCGAAUCGUUUACGAAGAGAAACCAAUAAGUUAGCUACUGCAGAGAGCGACGAUAAUAUACAAAGCGUCUGUACAUAUUUUUGUAAUAUAAACAAUAGAGGCAGAUGAUCAGCAGCUAAAAGUAUAACACCGAGGCCGGAGCACCAUUGUGAACGGCAUCGUUGUCACCAUCGAACGCGACUCAGUAAAAACAAGAGCUGUUCUAUAUAUAUAUAUAUAUAAUAUUGCCUACGCGGGGGUCUGGACGGCUAAGCCCUUAGUUAAAAAACACCGAGGAUCAAGUUCCGCCAAUGACACAUAACUACGCAACCUGUGUAAAUAUAUAUACAAGAGAAGAAGAAAGCUUUGUAUGAAUGUGAUUUUCUGACUGUUUAUUAUGCAUGAAUAAGGUGAAGCCGAUUUAAAUUCAAGUUAUAGCCGAAUAUCGGAGAAAGCACGCCAUUAUAUGUUAAGCAUCGUGUUAGUAUAAUAAUACAUGGCAAGUCGCUGGGGGCGACAUGAUCUGGGUGCCUUAUGCGAAGUGUGUUACCGUGCUAACCAUAACAAACAAACAUGCUCCCACACUGAUUCAUGUUUUAACCAAAAAUGAUCAUCUCAAAGUAAUAAUCAGAAAUAUGAGGAAUUGAUAUUAUCAAGGCCAAUAGCUGUUUGUAUGGUUGCCUUGCCAUCUCAUAGAAUACCCCAAAUAAAGCCUACCCCGUUUAGACCUCUAACUGAAGACAGGUCUUUGAUGCCGUGUCUGAAAGAAGUAAUUCUGAGGACUUGUCUAUAAAAAAGAAGAAAAAAGAAAAAAAGUGUCAAAUAAAAACCUAAAAAAUGAGAACGACUCGAUGCGAUGGUGGGAGCAUAUUUAGACCACGUGGGCCGAGCACAGCUUGAAUAUUUCGUCACGAUUGGUCUGAGUCUGGAUACCAACCCAACUCUAUAGCAUAGUAUUAAAUAAAGGGCAUUGAAAGAGAUAUUUGCGACAAUGGACUUCGUCAUGUGAUUGAAUAGACGACCUGAUUCUUUUGAUCUUCAAAUGUAGCUUACUUACAGCUUUUUCUUCAUUGCCUACCUAUCCGUUUCGGUUCUUUUAAUACGCUCUAUAGAGUACUGACUACACAAAAUAGCGUACGACAGGCAGUAGCUAUCGACCGUGUUCAUUACCUGGUGAUUUACAUGCAUUACUACUAAGUCCAAAACAAGAGCAAACACAUCUCUCCAGCCUUCGGUAGUGGUUCGCAUUCUGUCUAAGACGGUGAUUUGCACAAACAGGUCCCUGCUUAGUGUACACUGCCACGGCUGGACAUACAUCCUUUUUUGAUCGUUCGUUUGUACUAUUGCUAGAAGCACAGAGAAAUCAGCCGGCGCUAUUUGAGAGCAGACGAAUGUCCAAUAGAAUAAGAAAUUCUGUAAUUGAAUGAAGUUACAUGUUAAGGCGAUACGGUAAACGUAUGGAAACUCUACCCGCAAAUCGAGAUAUUGUCAACAUUCGAUUAACUUCAACAAUUUACAACAGUUACCUAAAAGUCUAAAUCGGUACGCUUUCUACUUAAUAGGGAUACAGAAGAUCUGAACACUAAAAGAAUGAACGUAGUUUACUGUCGUAUCUCGCGUGAUCGAUUGAGGUGAUGUAAAAGACGUGUGAAUUGAUCAGGUUUAUCUUACUCUCAUUGCGUGUCGUGUAAGUAUCACUCUGCAAAGCUUCAUUUGAGCCUGUACAUAUACAUGGAUCAGUGACGACUGGCACAAAAGGAUUUGAUUUUUUUCCAUAUAGACGAGGAGGCUACUCAACUUGCGUGAUAGUAGAAUACCACCUUCGGUCAAUUUAAGUUUUAUUGUUAGCCCCGGUUACAUUUUUCCGCUAUGUAUCUUCCCUAGAUUAUUUUUCUCAUCGACAAAACACACCAGUUUUCAGAACAGUACAGAUGUCUAACACAUGUCCACGCAUUCCCAAACUUCGAUAUUUAAUAUGGCUAGAUCAUCUUGUACAGACAUAAAAGACAAGUCGCGAGGCAGAGAAUAGAUAAGCAGAUUUAUUUGCUAUUGCUGUUAUAUCAUUGCUCCAUUUUGACACUACCGUAGUAAUAUAUAAAACAGUUUGAAUGUUCCUAUUCAAUGUAUAUAUGUAUAAUUUCUGGAGUGUCGAAAUGAGAUCUCUUAGGUCGCUGAAUAAAUAUUCACUACUAGAUAAUUUGCUAAUUAUAUUUAGUGCAGGUACCAACCUAAGUCUACUGCAUCUUAUCAGAAAAAAGACAUUAAAAGAUAUUUGCAACCUGCAUAGCUGAUCUUCGGGGCUUGUUUAAAGUUUACACAUCAUUUAGCAACAAUACGGACGUGGCGUAGGUUUUGUCAAAGACAAAGAUUCCCUCUUCAGAAAAAUAAGGCGUUGUUAUUUGUAUUACUGUAAAGUGCUAAGAUGUAACUAGAUAUCUUUGGUUUAUAGACUAAGUUAAAGGAUCCUUAAACUAGUUUUGAGUUCAGAACUAUUGUUAGUAUUCUCACUGAUAAUAGAGAGCUGUUCCGUGGUACCAGACAGCUGCUUCCGUAUCGGGGCAAACACAGUGUCACAUUCAGAGGUGGUCAAGUAUUUUUGUUUUGUUAGGGCUAAAAUUUCUACGUUCAUUAACUAAUAGAGCCAUCGAAAUAAAAAGUCAAAGGCUUAAUUAGCAGUUGAACGUAUGAUCGCAAAGCAUCUGUUUGCAUAGACAUACGUUCCGACUGCAAGAAGU